UUCACAUGUUGUUUUGCCUUUCGAAUUUCGAUCCAUUGUUCAGGAAAUGAUGAAUAACUGCUAUAUUAAACCCUUUAAACUAUUGAAUCUAUUUUAACAGUAAAUUAGCUGAGUAAACUUUCGGAAUAUCUUUCACUGAAACAAUGGAAACGUCAAGUUUCAGUGAUAAAGUCGAGAUUUAUUUCUCGGAACUUGGGCGAUGGAAAGUGUGGAGGAGCAUACUGCUUGGUCAAGUGUUAUCCUUAUUUCUGAGCGGCAAAUGUAUAUUAACAACAAUGUUACAAAGCGCAACCUGGCAGUUUCCUAUCACGGGGCAGCUGGUCGUGCCGUAUUUAGUACUGUUUGUACUCUUUACCCCGAGCCUACUUUGUACCGGGCUGGAGAAGCUAACGAAAAGAUGGUGGGUACUCAUCAUUGCCUGUGUUCUUGACGUGGAAGCUGGCUGGCUGCUAGUCAUGUCACAGAGGUUUACAUCAGUGUUGAGCUGACAGCUGUUA
Molecule: messenger RNA, 497 nt
Organism: Bombyx mandarina (wild silkworm)
Lineage: Eukaryota; Metazoa; Arthropoda; Insecta; Lepidoptera; Bombycidae
Product: queuine/queuosine transporter SLC35F2-like
Biological process (GO): transmembrane transport
Cellular component (GO): membrane
Molecular function (GO): transmembrane transporter activity
Source: RefSeq, a predicted model, not a curated record